Molecule: messenger RNA, 5357 nt
Organism: Megalobrama amblycephala (Wuchang bream)
Lineage: Eukaryota; Metazoa; Chordata; Actinopteri; Cypriniformes; Xenocyprididae
Gene: cdh22
Product: cadherin-22
Exons: 13
Coding region: 1195-3591 (798 amino acids)
Biological process (GO): calcium-dependent cell-cell adhesion; adherens junction organization; cell morphogenesis
Cellular component (GO): catenin complex; adherens junction; plasma membrane
Molecular function (GO): calcium ion binding; cadherin binding
Source: RefSeq, a predicted model, not a curated record
CUUGACAGCAUCAUAACAGAGAAAAACAUAAAAGAAGGUAUGUGCAAUGAAAAAUGAACGAGGUCCGUUUUAUUCAAGAAAGAUGCAUGAAACUGUCAGAACGCACGCACAGAGGGUUAACACAAGCGUGCAAACAGCAGUAUGUGAACUCUCAGUCCUGCUCUUAUUCAGUCAGUUCUGCUCAUCGCCGCAUGAGGCUGCGCGCUGCUGUCAGACGCGCGCGCUGGAGACAGAAGAGACUCUCAUCACGCGCGCCGGCGGAGAGGAGCGCAGGCAUCGCAGCGCAUCGCAUCGCGUCUGUCCCCAGCGCUCACACAGAGCCGCAUUGAGGAUCGUACCGUUAUAGAGGAGCAGCACGAAAUACGCGGAACACAGUGCGUAAAAUCCACAGCCGAGGCUUCAUUGUGACUGCGCUUCAGAUUGACUGUAAACCAUCAUUGUAUGGAGAAGAGCUGCAUGAAGAUUCUGCAACGUUCUACUGAAAAACAGCCUGAGGGUGAUCAGUUGCUGAGGUCGACAUGAAUGCAUCAAUGUCAGACUCUCAAACCUGCGACCCCUGGAUCUCGGCAUCUAGAUUGUGAUAAUAAUGCCUUCGACUUUGAGUAACGUCUUGCACCAUGACAUUUGAGGAUUGCUUUUUUGUCUUUUUUGGAUGUGAAGUGUUCAUACAUGGAAAUGAAAAGAUAUAGAGGUAAUUGUUGGAUUACACCCUUUUUGUUAAUGCCGCUAGCCGGGAGUAUUAAUUAAUUUCUGGACUCACAAUGGGAUUGCCAAGACUGAACCAGAAAAUCUUUUUUUUUGACAUGCCCAUAUUGAUGUUUGCAGUUUUGACCUGUAGCUAUUCAGCUGUUCAACAGAAAUAAGACUUCAAUGGCUUUGUGAUUGGUACCCCGUCAUUGAGAAACCCAACACAGAUUUCGAAUCGGAGGAGCUAUAGCUGUGUAUCACUGAGACUGCCUCAUCUUCUCAAGAAAGAGUCCUCUUAAAUGCCCUCUCUGGGACCUAGUGGCCUCUCCGAUUGGAAAAAAUGACCAGAAACCUAUUGGAUUUAUAGUUUCAUUGAGCAGCGGCGAACUCUCGUUUACCUUCCUCAACUCCAGAGUCAAGGAGCUUUUCUCAAGCAAUCAGGCAGUUGAGAAGAAAAGAACGAUUUUCUAACUUUUGCCCCAUGUAGAGACAAGAAAGUUUUCAAGCAUGGCUCCCCACUGGAGAGGAGGAGCUCAGCUUUUGGCAGUGACUCUGGGAAUUUUGCAGUGCUGUGGAUGGCUGUCCGGUCAGACCGUAAGGACUAGUGUUGGGAUGAUGGAAAGAGGCUCUGAGCAAUGGUCGAUGUCUCAUGAAAGGGUGAAGAGGGGAUGGGUUUGGAAUCAGUUCUUCGUUGUGGAGGAAUACACCGGGACGGAGCCACUUUAUGUCGGAAAGAUCCAUUCAGACUCUGAUGAAGGCGACGGAUCUAUUAAGUACACUAUCUCUGGAGAGGGAGCAGGGACUAUAUUCAUCAUAGACGAGGUCACCGGUGACAUUCACGCCACAGAGAGAUUAGACCGUGAGGAGAAGACCUUCUACACCUUGAGAGCUCAAGCACGAGACCGUCUGACUGACGCGCCGCUUGAACCCGAGUCAGAGUUUGUCAUCAAAGUCCAGGACAUCAACGACAGCGAGCCCAAGUUUCUAGAAGGUCCCUACAUCGGGAGUGUGGCAGAACUCUCUCCUAUUGGUACGUCAGUGAUGAAGGUUAUGGCCUCAGACGCUGAUGACCCGACCUAUGGAAGCAGCGCUCGGAUAGUUUACAGCGUUCUGGACGGAGAGAGAUUCUUUACUGUUGACCGACAAACCGGAGUGAUCCGGACAGCCGUGGCGGAUCUCGAUCGGGAGACGCAAGACCGUUAUGAGCUGGUUGUCAAGGCAACGGAUAUGGCAGGCCAAAUGGGUGGUCUCUCUGGUUCGACCACGGUGACCAUAGUGAUCACGGAUGUUAAUGACAACCCUCCACGAUUCCCUCAAAAGAUGUAUCAGUUUUCGGUCUCUGAGGGUGCAGCCGUUGGGACGCCGAUUGGCCGGGUGAUCGCGACAGAUGCAGACAUGGGCGAGAAUACGGAUAUGAGUUACCUGAUCAAAGACGAGGAGGGGGGAGAGCUGUUCAGAGUCUCGACCGACGGAGACACACAAGAGGCUGUCAUCACCAUCAAAAAGCCUCUAGACUUUGAGAACAAACACACACAUAAUGUGGUCGUAGAGGCUGUUAACAAACACGUGGACCCUCGUUUCGUGGAUCUCGGGUCUUUCCGGGACCAAACCAUCGUGAGGGUCAGUGUGUCGGAUGUGGACGAGCCUCCCAUCUUCAUCCCUCUGACUGGCACCACCAUGGAAGUUCAGGAAGAUGCUCGGUUGGGUGCGCUGGUCGGAAUUGUGACUGCAAAAGAUCCGGAUAUGGAUAACGUCCCCGUCAGGUUCUCUAUAGACCGGAGCACAGACCAGGAGCAGAUCUUUAACAUCGAUCCUGUAACAGGUGCUAUCACUCUGGGAAAGAUCUUGGACCGAGAGACUGCCGGCUGGCACAACAUCACGGUUAAAGCGGUGGAAGCAGAUAACCAGUCCAUGGCAUCUCAGACGGCGGUGAGCAUCCGCAUCCUGGACGUGAACGACAACCCUCCCGAACUCGCGACUCCUUACGAGGCUUCAAUCUGCGAGGAUGCCAAACCUGGCCAGCUCAUUCACACCAUCAGCGUGGUGGACAGGGAUGAACCGCAGUCUGGACAUCGAUUCUACUUCACGCUGGCACCCGAGGCCUCCAACAACCGCCACUUUACGCUAUGGGACAUCAAGGACAACACAGCCGGCAUUAGGACGCAGCGGUCUGGAUUCAACCGUCAGGAGCAGAACGUGUACCUGUUGCCCAUUCUGGUGGUGGACAGCGGCCCUCCGGCCCUCAGCAGCACGGGCACACUCACCAUCCACGUGUGCGGCUGUGACACGGAUGGAGCCAUUCAGUCCUGCAACGCCACAGCCUACGUCAUGUCCGCUGCACUCAGCCCCGGCGCUCUCAUCGCACUGCUGGUGUGCAUCCUCAUUCUCAUAGUCCUGGUGCUGCUGAUCUUGACCCUCAAGCGUCACAGGAAGGGCCAGCGCAUGUCCGAAGACGAGGAGGACAUGCGCGACAACGUCAUCAAAUACAACGACGAGGGCGGCGGCGAGCAAGACACCCAGGCGUACGACAUGAGCGCCCUGCGCAGCCUCUACGACUUUCCAGAGGUCAAAAGCUCGGAUUCAGGUCCGGACCUGCGCUCCGUCCCUCAGUGGAUCCAAAACAGAGUGGUAGGAGACGGCGGGCCGGCCGACUUCUCGGUUUUCAAAGGCUACAUUCGCAAGAAGGUCGAGCAGGCGGACGCGGACUUAUCGGUGCCGCCUUACGACUCGUUCCAGACUUACGCUUUCGAGGGCAGCAGCUCGCCGGCUCUCUCGCUAAGCUCCAUCCGUACGUUGUCCACCACCUCAGAGCAGGACUUUUCGUACCUCAGCGAUUGGGGACCACGCUUCAGGCAGCUGGCUGGAUACUACGCCCCAGCUCAAGCUGAAGAAGAGGGGUCCUAGCACGCUCUCGGAGGCCCUUACAUCCCGGUCGUUUUUUCUCCCUGCCGCUUUUGCCCACAGUUCCGCAGUGGCCCUUUUUUUGGUUCCCAGUCAGUCCGGAGAGUUUUAAUGUCACCCAUUACACUUUGCAAAGUGACUUCUUGUCUUGUGGAAAAGUUCAGGACAAAUAUUGGAGAAGAGCAGUAGGCCGGGUGCUGGGCAAACCUCCAACAUCUUCUCACCUGUCAGCGAGAGCAAGAAGAAGUAGGGCCGUGCCAUAUGCACUACACAAGACACUCAUUGUUGCAGUUUUUUUGUGAUUUCUUUGCCCAUCUGUGGAAAUAAGGACUUUAACUCACUGGGAUCUGGACGAAGACAAUGGAAAAGUCUUUUUAAAUACCAACAUUUAAAAAACCUUAAAUAAACAUGUAUUUAUUUAAAGAAAAAUGAACAAACAAAAAAAGUAAAACAAUAUUUAUGUAUUUAUUGCUUUCUAUUUAUUUAUUUAUUCAUCCUGGCAAUGGACUGAAAUACAAAAAAUGGACAUAAUUUUUGAAGAAUAUUGAAGUUGUCAGGAUGACAGACAAAGACUGAAUAACCUGUGGGUAAAAAAAACAAGGUUGACUGAAAAAAAAAGAGUUGGGGUGGGAUUGUUGAAGGGAGUUUGCAAACUAUCAGCGACAGUAAAUCAGUCUUGAAAAUAUUUGUAUUUAUUUUUUAGAAACUCUUUUUGUAAAAUAUGAACCGUUUCAGGUGGAGAAAAGUAACGGCUGUGAUGGGGUGAAUCUCACGAAAACAUGUCCAGGUCAUGCUUCAUCUAAAUCAAGAGAAUAAAAUAAGAAAAUACAUUUUGCAUGAAGAUAAUGAAGUCUGUUUUGAGGAUUUGAGGUUUGUGACAUUGUUUUUUAUGGAAAUCAAGCACAUUUUCCCUGAAAAAUGUCUGUAUUUUUCAAUUUACACACUUUAAAAAAGAAUUAUUGGUUUAACUUAAAGUGUUACCUGGUUGCCUUAAAAUUUUGAGUUUAUUGACAUUAAAAAUUUGAGUUACUACAAUGAAGGCGAUUGGUUUAUUCAACAGAAACUAAAAAUAUUAUGUUAUCUGAACCACAUUCAUUGAUUUGACAAAAGAAAAAAAUGUGAUAAAUCAUGAAAAUACGGUGCAGAGUUUAUUGCAUUAAUGAUAAUUUAAGGAAAAUGUGCUUAAUUGUCAUAAAAAUAAUGUCACUAUAUAAAUAGGCUUAAUUUACUUUCUGCAAAAUAUAACUAAAUAUUUCUUUCUUUGAUUCUGAAGUGAAAUAAUUCCUUGACAGGUUUCGUGAGCAUUGGUUUUGUCUUUUCAUACAUUUUGUGUGUUGUGUUGCUUUUUGACUAAUUAUCCAGAUCCCUUGUUGUGGAAGUUACGUUCAGCAUUGAGUCUUUCCUGUGGAGGAAGUUUUCAAGUGGAAAUUUCAAAGACAACAUGGCACAAUACACAACAAGAAACAAAACAGGCAAUCCGACAGGUUCUUUAUCAGUUAUUUUUCAGAUAUCCCAAGAUAUACAUGUUCAUCGAUGAUUUGUGCGUGUGCCAACAAGACGUUUCCAGAUUGCUUUCCUUGGGUGAUUUGAUUGGUUUUUGCUCAUUCUGUGUUGGGUUGAGGCUGAUGAACUAGAGCGAUUGCAUCGAGUUGGGGUGCAGCGGUCGUGUUUUUCCCCAAACCAGCACCCUUAAAUGUCCACCCAGAAAUGCAGAUGUAUGGCUAAAAAUACAACUGAAAUCAUCAAUAAAUAUUUACGGUUUUUCAAGA